GAAAAUUAAAAGAGAAUCAACAUGUGGAACCAACGGAAAGUGCACGCCUGCCUGCUGCUGUCCAUCGUGGCCAGCAACUGCCUCCUGAUGACCUUUGCCUUCCCGCAGCAGGAGGUCUACCAGCGACAGCAUCAGGUGACUCAGUCACCAGUCCAACGGAAUGAGGGUUUGGCUGCCCAGGGUCGCAAGUUCGCCGUGAAGCCGAAUGCCUCCAAAAAGGUGGCCUUGGACGAUAUCGAGGAUGACCUCGAGAGCAACCAGAUUCAGGAGACUGUGGGUGGACCCGGUGGCUUCACUUGGUCCAACAUGCUGUCCACCGUGAUGACCAUGUUCUUCAACGGAGCCAUGAAUCAGGCGCCCACCAAGUCCGAGGAUGUGGAUAACUCGAUCGGUUUGGGCGGCAGUCCCUGGGCCAAUGUCAUCUCUAUGGGUCUUCGCAUCAUCAACACCUUGCUGGGCGGCGGAGCACCUAGCGAUGGCAUCGAUAAGGUCGACAACGGUGGAUCUCCCAUGCAGGGCAUAUUGGUGGCUGUGAUGUCGGCCGUUUUAGGCUCCAGAGACCCCGAUCAAGUCAACUCGAUGGCCAAGCAAGCUGGCGAGUUCAUACAGAUCGUGAUGAACCUCCUGGACGCCCUGAAGACUUCCUUCUCGCACCGCUCCCUGACAGCCCGCUCCCUGGGCAAGAGGGAUUCGGUGAGUGACGCCGUCGUGGCUGGCAUCUCCCUGAUGAAGGGCUAUGUGCGCACCUAUCGCAACUCGGAGGCGGACCAGAACCAGGACAAGUGCACGCAGCGAUACAUGUGCGAUGCCAACACGGAGUGCGUUCGCGAGAUUGGCGGCAGCAGCAUCUUCUGUCAGCUGGGAUCCUAUGCCACCAGCUACGUGCUGGGCCGCAGCAGCGGCAGCAGCUUCGAGGAACUGUAUGACGCUGGACGCAGGGGUCGCUCCGGCUUCGACUGUCGCCAGCUGUAUCUGGAGUGCAACGAGGUCUAG
Molecule: messenger RNA, 993 nt
Organism: Drosophila serrata
Lineage: Eukaryota; Metazoa; Arthropoda; Insecta; Diptera; Drosophilidae
Source: RefSeq, a predicted model, not a curated record